Molecule: messenger RNA, 870 nt
Organism: Aspergillus viridinutans
Lineage: Eukaryota; Fungi; Ascomycota; Eurotiomycetes; Eurotiales; Aspergillaceae
Exons: 3
Coding region: 1-870 (289 amino acids)
Source: RefSeq, a predicted model, not a curated record
AUGGAAGCGGGUUUGGACAUAGAUCUGUGGAAUGAGUCUGAGGGAAUAUACUGGAAGAACCGAGGAGUGGCCCAGUGGGUGAACAUGUGGGGUCGGGGGUUUCAUCGACUUCGGGAUGCGUUGGGUCCAGCUGUUCUCCUUGUUGGUCCGGCUCUUGCGUCACCACCAGCGAUUGGCAACUCGUGGUGGGAUGGUUUCCUGGGAUUUAUUGGUGCAAACAAUUCAAUUCCCGACCAAUACACCUGGCAUCUCGAAUGCGGCGGCUCGUGUGACUUGCAGACAAGCAACUCAACCCUAAAAUCAUUGCUCAGCUCGUACGAACAAAACCUGAGUGGCGACACCUGGUACAUUAGCCGCUUGGAGCGCUAUGAUACUCUCAGCUUGCGUGGUAAUUGGCUUUCAACUGCCGCACUUCAUGACUUUCUUGCCAGACUUGUGGGCAAGCCGAAUGCUGGAACAUCAUCUUAUAACCCGACAGCAGGUGGCUACUGGCCGACCGGAGAGUUCCAGGUUUACAAGUACUACCAUUUGAAUCAAACCGGCAUUCGCCUGGGUACCACCGGCUCGGCAGACGGUGGAUUUGACGUCUACGCUACGAAGACGGGAUCGGUUGUGAAGAUCCUAUGCGGCAGCAGGGCGGAGACGGGAACAUGGGAUAUUACUGUUACCAACCUGGCGUCUCUGGGGCUUCCAUCCUCCGGCAGCAUCACGAUCACGACAUAUGAGUUCCCCUGGACCAGCCAAUUCGGAGAAGUUGAUUCCCCUGUGAAUCUUGGUCAAGUGACCCAUACUUAUACCGGCGAUUCGGUGACAUGGUGGGUGAAGUUCUCUUCACCCAACACGGCAUAUGCCUUUGAAUUCGCCUACUGA